ACUAUUAGUUCAUGGCUGACCCACUUAAGCACGCCAAAAGUGCGGGCUAUGAGUGUCCACUCUUCAAUGGCGCAAUCGAAUCAUAGUAGUUCAACGUGCAAAGCUUUACAACCGCGAUGAACUGCCGGUCACUUGGUUUGAAAUCUGCCAAGACCUGGGUCGCAGGAACAUCGGUGAUAUGUCGACUCGUGAUAAUCGUGAGCUAACUAAGUCGCACCGCGGCCGAGUCGUCGCCGCAUGGCAAAAGAAAGAUAUAAAAGGAGACGGACCUGCUGGUGUAGGCGAAACACGCCAUAUCGAUGGUCAACAGCUGGGUAGAGCAAGGACGUCCAACAUGAUGAAGUUGAUCAUCCUCGCCAGCGCUGUGUUCAGCGCCUUCUCUCUGCGCGCGGGGGCAACGACUACGGCUCACCAGGAACAAACUUUUGAGUCGGCCUGUUCAUCCUUGAACACAGCUGUCAUCUCCCCGGAUGUCAAAACACUGUUCUCGGAAAUACUUCCUGCCGGCACGGCAUUGGUAGUUCCCGGUCUUGAUGCGUCGUGUGCCAACUCAACUACCAUCACCACCGAUCUAUGCCGGCUGAGUCUGAACGUGACGACCUCCGCUAGUUCUGAUGUGCUGAUCGAGGUAUGGCUGCCCCGGAACUGGACUGGCCGGUUUCUGUCGACCGGCAAUGGAGGCAUUAAUGGAUGUCUGAGCUACGACGACAUGGCCUAUGCAACAUCCCUGGGAUUUUCCACCACCGGCUCAAAUAAUGGCCACAGUGGUCAGAAUGGCACUAGAUUUCUCAACAAUGUUGAAGUCGUGAGGGACUACUCCUACCGGGCGCUCACAACAUCAGCUGCCGUUGGAAAGGAGGUCACCGCCAGCUUCUAUCAGAAAUCUCACACAAAGUCGUAUUACCUGGGAUGCAGCACGGGCGGCCGCCAGGGCUUCAAGAUGGCUCAGGACUUCCCCGAGAUAUUCGACGGAAUCGUCGCCGGUGCUCCUGCGUUCAACUUUCAAGGUCUUAUGUCGUGGUCAGGCACAUUCCACUCGAUUAUCAAGAGAGCCGGCCCUGACGGGUUUCCUCCAGCCUCGACUUGGGCGGCCGUCGACGCCGAGCUCUUGGCCCAAUGCGAUCAUCUAGAUGGUGCGAUCGACGGUAUUCUUGAGGACCCAUCCAUGUGCAACUUCCGUCCUGAGGCCCUGAUCUGCCAGAAUGGGCAAGCCAAUUCUACCUGCAUCACGGGCAAACAGGCAGCUACGAUCCGCCAGUUUCUCUCUCCCGUUUAUGGCGUCAAUGGUAGCUUCGUCUAUCCUCGUCUCGAACCGGUCCCUGGGUUUUUGGCCUUCAUCAGCAGUAGCUAUAGUGCCAAGCAAUUCCUGUACACAGAUCACUGGUUCAAGUACGCCCUGUACAACGACCCAAAUCUGAACACGACGUUCCUGGGCCCAGAAAACUGGCAGUAUGCUUUCGAGAACGACCCGACCGGUGCUAGGACAUGGUCCGGGAACCUGACGCAGAUGGCUGCUCGAGGCACAAAGUUGCUACACUACCACGGUCUACAAGACACCUUGAUCUCGUCGGCGAGCUCGAACACAUACUACAACCUGGCUUCGAGGACGAUGAGCCUCUCAAGCAGCGAUCUGGACGACUUCUAUCGCUACUUCCGCAUUAGCGGUAUGGGACACUGCACCGGCGGUCUCGGUGCAAGUGCCAUCGGCAAUCGUGGACCGAACGCCGCAAGUCUUGAUCCUGCCGAAAACGUCCUCACGGCCAUGAUGCAAUGGGUGGAGGAAGGGGUGGCGCCGAAUGCCGUCAUCGGCAGUAGGUUCCAGAAUGGUACUAAGGCACUCGGUGUCGAGUAUACCAGGUCCCACUGCAAAUUCCCGUUGAGAAACGUGCUAAAGCCUGGCGGUAAUUAUACAAACCAAGGCGAUUGGCAGUGUGUACUGUGAAUGAUAGUCGGACAGUCAUGUAUUUCAGAACAAUUGAGGAUUUAAUUUUUCAUGUUCACAUCUCUGGCUUGGUGUAGCUCCAUAGUCCACUGCAAUGUUCCUUCCUUGAUUCUUUUAUGCUUAAGGCAAUAGAAGUAAUAGUGAGCAUACCUAAGACAACCUACCAAGAACAAAGCGAUUGACCAAAUUUUCAUCCAGUGGAGCUUCAUUGCGGACGAUCCAUAAAAGUUUGGCCACAUCAGGUGAAGGUUGUAGAACUCAUUGAAGUAUAAAUA
Messenger RNA from Truncatella angustata, 2217 nucleotides. Its product is annotated as tannase and feruloyl esterase-domain-containing protein. The record is from RefSeq and is a predicted model, not a curated record. The coding region runs from base 179 to 1942 and encodes 587 amino acids. NCBI's taxonomy places the organism in Eukaryota, Fungi, Ascomycota, Sordariomycetes, Amphisphaeriales, Sporocadaceae. The transcript has a single exon.